Molecule: messenger RNA, 2238 nt
Organism: Rubroshorea leprosula
Lineage: Eukaryota; Viridiplantae; Streptophyta; Magnoliopsida; Malvales; Dipterocarpaceae
Source: the annotation of a GenBank genome assembly
AGAACAGCAAUUUUGGUGCUCUCUCCUGAAUCUGUUUGGGCCGAUUUCUGGUAUAACAAGAGAUACUGAGUUAUCACCAACGAUGUCUAACUCGAAAGAACUCGAUUUUUCUUAAGGUCUCGAGUUCAAAUUUUGUAACCAGAGGGUGAAGCAGGGAAACGUCCAGGACUGGCAUUGAACAAGGGGAAGAGGGAACGAGGGAGCAUUGUUAUUGCUUGCCUUCCUGGGUAUAGAAUGCCGCCGUACACAUUUUCCUGGGCCAUGGCCCCACCUGUUUUAUACAGGGAAACGAUUCCAAGUGAAAAAGGAAUCCUCUGUUCUGCGGUCCUAAACGCAGGCAAAAGAUGGCCAACCAAAGUCGUUGCCUUUUUUAGGCUGAACUGAACAUCACCAUGUGCAACUCCAAUAACAAAAACCAACCAGAGAUGAGGCUUCUAUAAGAAUUCAAGACGACCCUUUAUAACGUUAGUUUAUCAAAAUACAGUACUAUAUCUUAAGGCCUCAACAACCCCACUGGUAAGUGCUAGCUCUCCCCUCUUUGGGUCUGGCUCUUUUUGUUGAUUUUAUGUUUAAAUGUUGUUAAAAAUGUGUUCUUGGAUUGAAAGAUUGAACCUUUUGGGUCUUUCUGUUUGAUAUAGAUUAGGCUUUUAGGGGUCAUGAGAUUGUGUUUUGGCAUUUUAAGAUCUGGUUUUGAUUUUCAUGAUUGGUUCGUUGUUGGGUCAAAUUUGUGUUGUGAAAGGAGAUAAUGCUUGGUGUUUCAAGUGCAGCAGGUAUGGAAGCCGCUGCUGGUUAUAGUCUGUAUCCUUUGCACCGUUGUAAAACCCUUCAUCUGGUGAGGCAUGCUCAAGGGAUUCAUAAUGUAGCUGGGGAAAAGGAUUGUAGUCUCUAUUUAUCUGAGGAACUUUUUGAUGCUCAGCUUACUCCUUUUGGCUGGUGGCAGGUAGAUAAUCUGCGGAAGCAUGUUCAAGAAAGUGGACUUUCUAAGAGAAUUGAGUUGGUCAUUGUAUUGCCUUUACUAAGGACUAUGCAAACAGCUGUCGGAGUCUUUGGUGGUGAAGGGUAUACAGAUGGCAUAGAGACAUCUCCAUUAAUGGUAGCAAAUGCAGUGAACAGCAACCAUUCUGCAAUUUCCAGUUUGAAUUGCCCACCAUUUAUGGCAGUUGAGCUUUGUCGAGAGCAUGUGGGAGUUCAUCCAUGUGAUAGGAGAAGAAGCAUCAGUGAAUAUCAGCCUCUCUUUCCUGCAAUUGAUUUUUCUCUGGCAAUUUAUUUUUCAUACUCAUAAUUGUUAUCUCUUUGUUUACAAUUCCUUAUGCUUCAUCGUUAUUUCUACUGAUAGCAUACUGAAAACAUUCUUGUUUAAAUCUUCCCCAGAUACAAAGUAAUGAGGAUAUUUUAUGGACGACCAAUGUCAGAGAAAAGAAUGAAGAAGUUGCAGCCCGAGGACUUAAAUUUAUGAACUGGUGACCAUCCCAUUUAUUUAUAUUUAACAUUUUAUUCUCAUUUUGAUAAACAGAAAGAAGAAACAAAGUAAAUUGCAAUCAUGAGAGCUUGAAAGUAGCUAGAUCAUAUAUUAUAUAAUGUGGUGGGUCUUCACUGCCUAUGUGGUGGUACUUCCCCAAUACUUCUACCUGUUAAGUGACUCCUCACUGUUUCUUUUCCUUAACCGAUUUGGAAUUAAUUUCUGAAGGUUGUGGACUCGGAAGGAAAAGGAGAUCGCAAUUGUUUCCCAUGGUGGGUUCUUGUAUCACACUCUGAGUAAUUUUGGGAACGACUGUCAUCCAUCCAUGCCAAGUGAAAUAAGCACACCCUUCGCUAAUUGCCAGCUUCGGUCAAUGGUUUUUGUUGACAGAAGUAUGAUGCGAUCAGAUUCUGCAAAGACUAACUACCCUGGAAAAAUCCCGCACGGGCUGGAUUUUCCUAGUGAUGUUGCCGAUCGGAAGCUUCCUGAUGGAGUUACCAAGUGAAAAUGCAGUCUGGAUAAGGCGUAGGAUGGGGCAAAAGACGAGGCUAAAUGGCUCAUCAAACGUGAGAAACAUGAAUUUGGAAUGUUCAAAAGACCUCUAAACUAUUUUGCUGAUCAAAGGUUAUUAUCAAAACAUCACUAACUGAUUGGCAACUCAUUUCUGUUAUGCCAUGGGCCCAUGGCAGACACACUGAUUGAAAAUUGUUCGGUAAUGGGUUUAUUUCGAUCAUUUGGUUUACCAUUUUCAAUACUAGUAAUCAAGGGGAAAAAUAGAA